GACGCAGGACCAGGACGUAGGACGUGAGGGAAGUGGUGGGCGUUUCUCUCCGUGUUCGUUAGCUGACUGUAAAGAGAAGGUUUCUCUCCUCCACGAACAGCUUUACCGAUGUUUCUUCCUACGCUCGUGGAGGACAUGCAUCAUUUUAAACCCAGUCGAGACAGACUGUACACCACCAGGUGUUGUGGAUGUUGCCACGUCCGGACGGGGACCAUCAUUCUGGGAACAUGGUACAUGGUAGUCAACCUGUUGAUGGGCAUCCUGCUGACUGUAGCCGUGACCCACCCAGAGAACGUGCCCACUAUUGACUUACAGUACGAGGUCAUCGACCACUACUUUGCGUCCGACAGGAUGUCUGAGAAUGCCUGUGUUGGAUUCGCCAUCUCCCUGCUGAUGCUCACUAUCAGUGCCAUGAUGGUGUACGGAGCUAUCACUCAUCGUGACGGCUGGCUCAUCCCGUUCUUCUGCUACCAGCUGUUUGACUUUGCUCUGAGCUGCCUGGUGGCCAUCAGCUCGCUCACCUACCUGCCCAGAAUCAAGGACUACCUGGACCAGCUGCCGGACUUCCCAUACAAGGACAACCUCCUCUCUCUGGACUCCAGCUGCCUGCUCCUCUUUGUGCUUGUCUUCUUUGCCUUCCUCAUCAUCCUUAAGGCUUACUUGAUCAACUGCGUGUGGAACUGCUACAAGUACAUCAACAACAGGAACAUGCCAGAGAUCGCUGUUUACCCUGCCUUCGAGACCCCGCCCCAGUACAUCCUGCCCACUUAUGAGAUGGCGAUGAAGAUGCCAGAGAAGGAACCACCUCCCCCUUACAUGCCCGCUUAAGCACCGGCACCGUUGCCAAAACACACACAUCCACACAUGCACACACCAACGCACAGCACCAUAUGCAUUCCUACCUUCCCUCACUUCCCCUUUCUGAGCACCACUAAGCCCUUAUCCCCCUCUCUGAUUCUCUGUGUAUGUGUAAGGCCAAUAAAUGGUUAAGUUCAACCCCUCCCUCUGUAUUUCUAAAGAGCAUCCUGCAGGUGUGAGAGGAGAAUAGGUGGGAAAGACUGAAAUCUGCUUGUAAAAAUGAAUGAAUGAGAUAUUUGGAAAGUGACAGAAGCUGCUACCCCUCCCUGCCUCUGGCCUUUUUUAUGUCUUAGUAAAAGGGAUACAUGUGAAACUUAAAUAGCUUAAAAUGCUUUCAUCAAUCCAGCAACAUCCUAUCUAUAGAUUGAUAUAUGAAGUGUAAAAAGAUUCUAUUAAGACAAUCCACUUAUUAUAGCUCUUACUGUUGAAUUGUGUUACUUUAUCCCCCUAAUUAUGGAGAUCUAGACUAUUCCAUCUUAGUCUUGACUGGAGUCUGUAGCACUUUUUUUGUCUGUUAUUUAUUUAGCUUUGCUGUGGUUCAGUUCACCUCCACCACCCCUGAUGGUUUUCACCACUUUCUGCUGUCCUGAUGUGUUAGCAAUGCUAGUUACGAGUUUCCCAGCUGAGACUGAGAGACUGACAGCAGAGGGAGCUGAUGAUGGAUCAUUUUUCUCUGCUUCUUUCUCGCCUCACAUCUGGAGCAAACAGCUGGUCUUGUGAACAUUUGUAGUUGCAUGCUGAUCAAAAACCUCCCUCCACAUUAUUUUAAGGGUUAUGAUUUAUCCUACUGUAGUGAAAAACAUUUGACUUCAAUAAACGUUUCAGAAAGUUUA
Messenger RNA from Notolabrus celidotus (New Zealand spotty), 1691 nucleotides. It is a transcript of the gene laptm4a, whose product is annotated as lysosomal protein transmembrane 4 alpha. The coding region runs from base 109 to 828 and encodes 239 amino acids. The record is from RefSeq and is a predicted model, not a curated record. The transcript has 7 exons. Lineage: Eukaryota; Metazoa; Chordata; Actinopteri; Labriformes; Labridae. Gene Ontology annotation, cellular component: lysosomal membrane.